AUGGAUAAGCAUGGUAGUGGUCGAUUAUAUUAUCGUAUUGCAAUGGAUUAUGCUCCAUCAAGUCUACAACUAAAUGCAGUUAACUAUGGUUUUAAAAUUGAACGAAUGUAUACAGCUAUCGAUGAUCUAUCACAUGUUCAAAAACAGCCAGAUGGAACUUGGAAAUUCAAAUUAAAUGAAAAAAUCAGAGUCACAUUAACAAUGACAACAACACAACGACGAUAUCAUAUAGCAUUAGUUGAUUAUUUACCAGCUGGUUGUGAACCAUUGAAUAUAAAAUUAAAAGGCAUUUUGGCAGAUGAUACAAACUCAUCAGUAACAAGGUCAAAAAGGAAUUAUCACUAUGAUGAAUAUCGAUCACGUGUAACUAUUGAUUGGACUGAACAUGAAAAUUUAAGAGAUGAACGUGCUGAAGCAUUUCGAUCAUUAUUAUGGCCUGGUGUAUAUGAAUGGAAUUAUGUAAUGCGUGCAACCUGUGCUGGAAUAUUUAUCGUUCCGCCAACCAAAGCUGAAGAAAUGUAUUCGCCAGAAAACUUUGGCCGAUGUACAACAGAAAAAGUUAUCAUUGACUAA
Messenger RNA from Rotaria sp. Silwood2, 573 nucleotides. Lineage: Eukaryota; Metazoa; Rotifera; Eurotatoria; Philodinida; Philodinidae. The record is from the annotation of a GenBank genome assembly.